Molecule: messenger RNA, 4952 nt
Organism: Ostrea edulis (European flat oyster)
Lineage: Eukaryota; Metazoa; Mollusca; Bivalvia; Ostreida; Ostreidae
Product: atrial natriuretic peptide receptor 1-like
Exons: 23
Coding region: 77-3049 (990 amino acids)
Biological process (GO): cGMP biosynthetic process; protein phosphorylation; intracellular signal transduction
Cellular component (GO): membrane
Molecular function (GO): natriuretic peptide receptor activity; peptide hormone binding; ATP binding
Source: RefSeq, a predicted model, not a curated record
UAUUACAAUUGGAACCAUUGUAGCCGAUGAAUGGAGAAUACCCUUUGCGAUUCAUCGAUCAAGAGCAGCGAUUGAAAUGGGGGUAGAAAAACUCAGAGAAAUUGUCUCCGAGGAAGCUGAUAUCACCUUCAGACUAGCUGCGGCAAAAACGAUAUGUGUGGCGGAUAUGGUCGGCGCCACUGCUGCGGAGAUGUAUUACGUUGACGAAGUGUCUGCAUUUAUUGGACCUGGUUGUAGUGUUGCCGUUGGUGUUGUGGGCAGAAUGGCAAGUUAUUGGAACUACCCUAUUCUGACUCCUGUCGGUACCGAUGAAUUUCUAGGCAACAAGGCUGAUUUCAGGACCCUCACCAGACUUGCCUACAAUUAUGAACAACUGGAUCGAUUUUACAGAUAUGUCUUCGAGGAGUUCAACUGGACAGACAUAACUGUAAUGUAUGACCUGAUGGGUAAACGGCGGGUGCCGAGUGAUGUUCUCUACAAACUGCUUGGGGAAAACCUCCACGCAAAAUUCAACGAAGCUGGGCUUACUUCCAGACUCAUUAAGUUCGUGUCAGAUUCAGAACAAGACUACAUCGAUUUGUUAAACACAGCAAGUACACGUUCAAGAGUGUUCGUUAUAGCCUGUGACAGUGUCGCUCUCAGAGAACUCAUGUUAGUGGCCCAUUCCCGUGGGAUGACAAAUGGAGACUACGUUUUCGUGUAUUAUGAGGGAUUUCGUGGCAUUGAGACCGGAGACAUUUCCUGGAGGAAAGGGGACAAGAAUGACGAUAUUGUGAAGAAAGCUUACGAGUGUAUGUUCGUUGUUAAAUUGUUUCAACCAUCCAGUGCUGAGUUCAAAAAAUUUGAAGCAAAGGUGAAGAACCGAUCCCUGGAACUGUACAGUUUUGACUACGAUGCUAACGGAUUUGAUGUAAAUCCAUAUGUCACCGCCUUCUACGAUGCAUUCAGUAUUUAUGGACAAGCACUGAAAGAGACAUUACAAGCCGGUCAGGACUAUAGGAACGGUCAGGAGAUCAACAAAAGAAUAUGGAACAGAACUUUUCAUGGAGUUAGUGGUGAGAUUUAUAUCAAUGCUAAUGGUGAUAGAGAAAUGGAUAUGAUAUUAACGGAUAUGGAACCGGAAACGGGGAAAUUCCAGGUAGUAGGCCACUUCUACGGGUGGAAAGGAAAAUUCGAAUUUGACUCCAAUGUCUCUAUUCACUGGCCAAACAAUAAUGGGCCACCGGCAAAUCGUCCGCGAUGUGGCUUCACUGGCGACUCACCCGUGUGUCAAAUCAAAGAAUUCCCUUUGAUUGGUAUUAUAUCUAUCGUGUUUGCGGGUAUGAUUUUAAUCCUGGGAGUAUCCGUAGUCAUUGGAUACAGGAGAAUGAAAAAUGAGUCUGAAAUCCACAGUAACUGGUGGCGGAUUCCUUGGGUGGAUCUUACCUGGAUUUCUUGUGGCAAAAGCAAAACUUCUAGCAUAGGACUCUCCGUGGCUAAGUUGAAAUCAAUGUGUGAUGAGGAAUUGACCACACUCGAAUUCAAAAGGAAUGUGUUGGCUACAUAUAAGGGGGCUAAGGUGUUUCUAUUCAAGUUGAAUCGAGACGUGUUGCCUACCACGAGAGAAUUCCUUUUAGAUUUAUUACAGCUGAGAAACAUACAUUGUGAGAACUUGACAAAGUUCAUUGGCUUGACUGAUGGUCCAUCAGGUCUCUACGCCAUGAAUGAAUACUGUACCCGUGGUGAUCUAAGAGAUAUUCUUAGCAAUGAAUCGUUUAAACUGAACUGGGAUUUCCGGGCCUCUUUAACCCAUGACGUCAUUCAGGCAAUGGUCUAUAUCCAUGGUUCCAACUUAAAAUAUCACGGCCAUCUAAAUAGUAUGAACUGUGUCAUCGACAGUCGUUUUGUAUUGAAAGUUACUGAGUUCGGAAUACAAUCUCUGCGGGAUUUCAAUAUAAAUCUUACCGGAAAAGAAUCUCUCUGGAUGGCUCCCGAGUUGUUGCGUACUCCGACAACCAAGAGAAAUGUUAUAGAAAUGCAGAAUGCUGACAUCUACAGCUUUGGAAUUAUUCUAUACGAAAUAUUGUCACGUAAGGAACCGUUCGAGGACGACACAGAUGUUCUAUUCUUUGAAGAGAUAAUAAGAAAACUGAAGGAGUUUAAUGGAACGCCAUUUCGCCCACGGUUAGAAGUUGCGGGUUUGGACUUAGGCAUGGUGAAUGUGAUGAAGCUUUGCUGGGAUGAAAGUCCCAAAAAUAGACCAACCUUUUCUGCCAUCAAAAUGGAAUCUACAAAAUUGGGCUGGGAUAGAACAGGUGAUAAGUUCUUGGAUAAUCUUCUCUCUCGGAUGGAAGAAUAUGCUAAUAAUCUCGAAGACCUGGUAGAUGAGAGAACGCAAGCAUUUUUAGAAGAGAAACGGAUAUCAGAGGAACUGCUUUACCAAGUCCUUCCAAGGUAUGUGGCUGAUGAACUAAAGAACGGUCGAAUGGUGGAUCCAGAGGCGUUUGGUUGUGUCACAAAAUACUUCAGUGACAUUGUAGGAUUUACAUCCCUUUCUUCGGAAAGUACUCCCAUGCAGGUAGUGGAUUUACUAAAUGACCUUUACACUUGUUUUGACAGCAUCAUUGAUAAUUUUGAUGUCUACAAGGUAGAAACCAUUGGAGAUGCUUACAUGGUCGUGUCCGGUCUACCAGUACGUAACGGAGACCGACAUGUGGUAGAAAUUGCCAAAAUGUCGACUGUCAUACUGGAUAAUGUCAAAAUAUUCAAGAUACCCCACAGACCAGGCGUGAAGCUGUGUGCUCGAGUUGGGUUACAUUCAGGUCCUGUAUGUGCUGGUGUUGUGGGGCGAAAAAUGCCCCGAUAUUGUCUGUUUGGUGAUACAGUGAACACUGCCUCACGGAUGGAGUCAAACGGAGAGGCAAUGAAAAUUCAUGUGAGCGAAUCAACCAGAAAUCUUCUUCUUGACAGUGAAGACUUUGACCUGGAAGAGAGGGGAGAGAUACUCGUGAAGGGAAAGGGUCUUAUGAAGACAUACUGGUUAAAUCGGAGAGGAGUGCAGUUAAUUUAGAACAUUUAUCUUAUCUGGUAUAUUAUUAUGAUCAUGAUCCACACAGUUGAGGUGCGGGGUGUGGUUAACUGUCUGUUUUUUUCUUAUUCUCGUUCCUGUAGUCAUUAUGUGUUCUGCUUUGUGAAUUUUAUUUAUGUCAUGCACACAUACCCUCAUAUUUUUAUCAACCUUGCAGGGAUGGUUCCUUGUAUUACUACCUCUAAGGGAAAUUUUUAGGUUAGUUAUUUACAUGUACAGGAACUAAGCUACAUUAUCCAUUUUACUAAUUUUCAAGAAUGGUACUUGCAUGAAAAUAUAUGUUCGUGUAAUUCUUGGUAUUGAGUUGGGACAUACAACUUCAAAAUUACGUGCACAAAACUUUUCAUUUGUCGCCACAUUUCAGGAAUACUCUACACAACAGUUUGAGUUCUUACCGGUGAUCAAGGUUAAAUAUCUAAGAUCAAGGUCAAUCAAAAGGAUGGUUUUUAAAUCAUUUCUAAUUAUGUAUCCCCUUCCCAGAAGAGGGGCAUAUUGUUUUAGUGCUAAAGUCCAUAACGUGGACAGUAAUAAACGUCAAAUACGGCUAUAACACACACACACGCCCCUUCAACAACUCUUUCAAUUUGACGAAGUGUACAUUUUAAAAAGUAUUCUCAUAAAGUCGAAGAAAUUAAACCUUGUUUGUGCCAUAGAUAUAAUAGAACCUGUUAAAACUCAGCAUGAUGAAGAAUUUGGUAACGUAAGCUUUACUAUACACUGUUUAAUAAUACAAUUUAUGUUAAAACUCAGCAUAAUAAAGAAUUUGGUAACGUAAGCUUCACUAUAUACACUCUAUGUUGAUACUAUUUAUGUGAAGCUUAGGAACACAAUGAGGAGUAAAUGCAAAACUGUAGGAUAUUUAAAUGGCUGUAAGCUCAUUAUUCAUGUUGCUUGUUUUAUAUCAUUAGCCUUCAUGCCCCAAGUAGUCGUAUUGCUAUUCUCAUCUAGUAUGUUCAAGGGACGAUACCGUGGGGAUCUGGGUUAGAAUAGGUCCUCAGUACCGCUUGCUUGUGGUAAGGGGCGAUUAAAUGGGGCGGUCCUUCGGAUGAGACCGUAAAAACCGAGGUCUCGUGUCACAGUCGGUGUGGCACGAUAAAGAUCCCUCCCUGCUCAAAGCCUAAGCACCGAGCAUAGGCCUAAAUUUCACAGUCCUUCACCGGUAAUGGUGACGUCUCCAUAUGAGUGAAAAACUAUCGAGUGGGACGUUAAAAAAUACAGAAUCAAUCAAUCCAAGGAACGUGUUUGCCAUAUACAUGUACUGCAUGUAGUAAUUUUGUAUUCAAUGCCGGAGUUAUGAAAUUGACCACUUAACAUGUGUUUGUUGAAUUCCAGAAGGACUGUUUUUCGUCUUUUUUGUGUUUGACACACUUGUUGUACAUGUUUAGGUACUGGGUACAUAAUUACAUCCAGAUUCAGGAAGUUGUCACCGCCAUGUUUAUUUUGUUAAAUUAUAACCCUGCCAAUCUCUAAUAAUUACACAGAAUUAUUGUAGAUAUAUUAAAUGAUUGUGGUGUAUUGUUGGUCAGCUGUCAUAAUGUUAGGCUUUAUACGUGUUGUUAGUUUUCUGCUCCCUGGUCGUUUAUGAUUUUUCUCCAUAAAUCUUCGCUGAACAUUUCAGAUCGAUGAUAUAGUUGUAAAUAGCGUGUAGAAGUUGAUGUUUGUCAUUCACAUUGCCCAAAUGGGAUUGUCAGCAAUUAUAUAUGACACCAUCGAUUGUAAAAUUUGUGUGCAGUAAUCCCAAGUUGUUGAUUAGCGCAUGCGCGAGAUCAACUAUACUGACUAAUGAAAGUGUUGAGAACAUUUCGGAUUAUUAAUGCUCUACGUGUAUGUUCAAGGUAUCAAUUUGUAUGUUAUGCUAAUACGAUUAAAGUCAUACAACCAAGCA